AUGAGAUUUUUUGUUCCUGCUUCACUUUUGACUUUGUCAUCCGGUGCUUUGGCUGCCAUUAGACCAGUUCAAUUCUUUGCUUCUUCUGAUAAUGAGGAAGUUAAUGGGCAAGGUUUAUACUCAACUCACGAAGGUGCUGGUAUCAACUACUUUUUCUUGGGUGCUGGUCAAACUUUACAAUACAAUGAUGAAGCUAGAGUUGUUUACGUUGAAUUGAACUCACAACCACCAGCAAGACAAUACCUUGCUUUCACAGGUAAUGUUUUGUCAUUGACUGUCGCUGAGGAGCCUUUACCAGUUGACAUUGGUGAAGACGGUUCUGUUACCUUCCCAGAAUCUGACGCUCUUGCUGCUGCCAAGAACAUCAAUGACCCAUAUAGAUACUCUGAAUCAGUAUUUGCUGUUGUUAAAGAUGGCGGUGAAGGUUCAUUCCCAUUGACUCUUAGUGCUAAAUUUGGUGAUGCUGAAGAAGAACAACAACCAACCUCAAGUGAAGAAGCCUCUGAACCAACUGAUGUUGCUUACUCAAACAAAACUGUCACUGUCUUUACCACUUACUGCCCGGAACCAACCACCUUGACUUUGACUGUGUGUGAAACCGUUUGCGAACAAACUGAAGUUACUGUUUCUGAAGCCGGUAACGUUACUGUUGAAAAUGUCAAGACUGAAGAAGCUACUGAAGCUCCUGCUGAAGAAGAAUCCACCAGUGUUGCUGCUCCUGCUGUUACCGAAGAGCCAGAAGUUACUUCUUACGAAGGUUCUGCCGCUACUGUCGGUGGUGCUGGUUUGGCUGCUAUUGCUUUUGCUGCUGCUGGUUUAGUUUUCUAA
Lodderomyces orthopsilosis Co 90-125 is the source of this 828-nucleotide messenger RNA. RefSeq names its product Pga30 GPI-anchored protein of cell wall. The transcript has a single exon. NCBI's taxonomy places the organism in Eukaryota, Fungi, Ascomycota, Pichiomycetes, Serinales, Debaryomycetaceae. The record is from RefSeq and is a predicted model, not a curated record. The coding region runs from base 1 to 828 and encodes 275 amino acids.